This is a messenger RNA of Galeopterus variegatus (Sunda flying lemur), 1059 nucleotides long. RefSeq names its product neurexin-3-like. The transcript is spliced from 7 exons. NCBI's taxonomy places the organism in Eukaryota, Metazoa, Chordata, Mammalia, Dermoptera, Cynocephalidae. The coding region runs from base 1 to 1059 and encodes 352 amino acids. The record is from RefSeq and is a predicted model, not a curated record.
AUGGGUUUAGUAGCAGCUAGCCUAACCAGAGGUGCUGGCAGAAAUGAAGGCAAAGGGCCCGAGACCCUGUACGCAGGGCAGAAGCUCAACGACAAUGAGUGGCACACCGUUCGGGUGGUGCGGAGAGGAAAAAGCCUUAAGCUCACGGUGGAUGACGAUGUGGCUGAGGGUACCAUGGUGGGAGACCACACCCGCUUGGAGUUCCACAAUAUCGAAACUGGUAUCAUGACUGAGAAACGCUACAUCUCUGUUGUCCCAUCCAGUUUCAUUGGCCACUUGCAGAGCCUCAUGUUUAAUGGCCUGCUCUACAUUGACUUGUGCAAAAAUGGUGACAUUGAUUACUGUGAACUGAAGGCUCGUUUUGGACUGAGGAACAUCAUUGCUGACCCCGUCACCUUCAAGACCAAGAGCAGCUACCUGAGCCUUGCCACGCUUCAGGCCUACACCUCCAUGCACCUCUUCUUCCAGUUCAAGACCACCUCAGCUGAUGGCUUCAUUCUCUUCAACAGCGGUGAUGGCAAUGACUUCAUUGCCGUUGAGCUAGUCAAGGGGUACAUACACUACGUGUUUGACCUUGGAAAUGGCCCCAAUGUGAUCAAAGGCAACAGUGACCGCCCCCUGAAUGACAACCAGUGGCACAAUGUCGUCAUCACUAGGGACAACAGUAACACCCACAGCUUGAAAGUGGACACCAAAGUGGUCACUCAGGUUAUCAAUGGUGCCAAAAAUCUGGAUUUGAAAGGCGACCUCUACAUGGCUGGUCUGGCCCAAGGCAUGUACAGCAACCUCCCAAAGCUUGUGGCCUCCCGGGAUGGCUUUCAGGGCUGUCUGGCAUCCGUGGACUUGAAUGGGCGCCUGCCAGACCUCAUCAAUGAUGCUCUUCAUCGGAGUGGACAGAUCGAGCGUGGCUGUGAAGGACCCAGUACUACCUGCCAGGAAGAUUCAUGUGCCAACCAGGGAGUCUGCAUGCAGCAGUGGGAAGGCUUUACCUGUGACUGUUCUAUGACCUCUUAUUCUGGAAACCAGUGCAAUGACCAAACAUGGAAAACAAAGGACUAG